AUGGCCACGGCCUUCCGCCAAUCCGGCCACCUGCAGGCCGACCUGGACCCGCUGCAGCUCCAGCCGCGCGCCGCUGUCGCCAGCCUCGCGGCCGACAACUUCAAGCCGCUGCUGGGUCGUCCUCUGGCCGCCGCCGACCUGGCCGGAGUCGUGUCGGUGCCCGCGGCCAACGGCCAGCAGCUCUACGACGAGCUGCACCGCGUCUACUGCGGCAAGACGGGCUUCGAGUUCGAGCACCUGACGUCGGCAGAGGAGAAGCAAUGGCUGGCCAACGCCGCUGAGACGCUGAGCAGCAAGGAGGUGUCGCCCUCGGACCUGCGCAAUGCGUACUCGAGCAUGCUGCGAGCCGACGUGUUCGAGAGCUUCAUGGCCAAGAAGUUCGCGUCGUUCAAGAGAUACUCGGGCGAAGGAGCCGAGUCCAUGCUGCCGGCUGUGGAGACGAUACUACAGGCGUGCACGACGUCGGGCGUGUCGGACGUGGUGAUCGGCAUGCCGCACCGUGGACGCCUGGCACUGCUGGUCGGGUCGCUCGAGUACCCGGCGCACAAGAUCUUCCACAAGGUGCGCGGCUACUCGGAGUUCCCCGACAACUUCCGCGGCAUCGACGAUGUGUCGAGUCACAUUGCCACGACUGUGGACAAGAAGUACGCGGACAAGAAGGUGCACGUGUCCCUAGUGCACAACCCAUCGCACUUGGAGAUCAUCAACGCGGUGGCUGCCGGCAAGGUGCGUGCCAAGAACGACGACGAUGCCAACACGAACGCUAUGGCGCUCUUGCUGCAUGGCGACGCGGCGUUCGCUGGUCAAGGAUGCGUCCCGGAGGCGCUGGCGCUCUCUCAGCUGCCUGACUUCCAGACGGGUGGAUCCGUGCACAUUGUGGUGAACAACCAGGUGGGCUACACGACCACGUACCCGGAUGGACGCGCAACUAGAUACGCCUCCGACGUCGCCAAGAGCAUCGAGGCUCCAGUGCUGCAUGUCAACGGCGAGAGCAUCACCGACGUGAUCCGCGCGUGUCGUCUGGCUGUGACCUACCGCAACCAGUUCCACAAGGACAUUGUCAUCGACCUGAUCACGUUCCGUCGUCACGGACACAACGAGGUGGACGAGCCGCGCUUCACGCAGCCGAAGAUGUACGAGCGUGUGGACCAGGCUGAGCGAUUCCCCAUCAAGUUCGCCCAUGAGCUGGAGAGUGUUGGCCUUGUUUCGCGCACCAGCUUCGAGAAGACUGUCGAGCGCCUGAAUGACCACCUUGAAAGCGAACUCAAGAUCGUCACCGGCGAGCCUGGUUACAAGCCGACGGAGAUCGACGCGUUCAAGGGCAAGUGGUCGACGAUGACGCAGCCGAAGCCUGAAGACCUGUACGUGAACGUCGCGACUGGAGUCGAGAUUGACAACCUCAUCGACGUCGGCCUCGCAUCCGUAGAGCUCCCCGAGCGCAUUCAGCCCCAUGGUCGUCUGCAGCGUACGCACAUCAAGGCACGCCAGAAAAUGUUGCAGGUGAAGGACGGACAAGACCCUUCCGAUCUUCGCGUCGACUGGGCCACUGCUGAAGCCAUGGCGUUCGGAACCUUGAUGCAAGACGGACACUCGGUGCGUCUGGCAGGACAGGACUGCCGCCGAGGCACGUUCAGCCAAAGACACGCUUCAUUCACGGACCAACAGACAGAGGAGCGCUACUUCCCGCUGCAGCACCACUUGCCCAAGAAGUCGGAUACGUUGGGCAAGCUCAGCGUUGUCAACAGCAACCUGUCGGAGCUUGCUGUUAUGGGCUACGAGUACGGCUACUCGGUGGAGAGCCCCGACAACCUGGUGAUCUGGGAGGCACAGUUCGGCGACUUCUUCAACGGCGCGCAGAUCGUGAUCGACCAGUUCUUGUCCAGUGCCGAGUCCAAGUGGAUGCGUCAGUCUGGUUUGAUGCUGUUGUUGCCUCAUGGUAACGACGGAGCUGGUCCUGAUCACUCGAGCGGUCGAGUGGAGCGCUUCUUGCAGCUCGUUGACACGCCAGCACUCACUCCGCGCUCCUCGUUGAAGGAUUCGGAGACAGAGCCCGUGUGGAAGCAGUUCCAGCACGACACCAACAUGAUCGUGGUGAACGUGACCACGCCCGCCAACUUCUUCCAUUUGCUGCGUCGUCAGCAACAGCGCACAUUCCGCAAGCCGGUGAUCAUCAUGGGGCCGAAAAUGCUGCUGCGCCUUGCCGACGCAACGUCGCCGCUGUCCGACAUGGGGCCGGGCACAACCUUCCAGCCGGUGCUUUCGGACCCUACAAUCACGGACGCCUCGCAGGUCAAGAAGGUCUACUUCUGCUCGGGUAAGUUCUACUACGAGCUCGCAAAGGAGCGCCUCGCUCGUUGCAAGAACCCCGAGAGCAUCGCGCUGGUUCGUGUGGAAGAAUUGGCUCCGUUCCCGUUCGAGCAGGUCGCGGACGAGCUGGCCAAGUUCGAGAACGCCAAGAAGUUUGUCUGGGUCCAGGAAGAGCCACUGAACCAGGGUGCUUGGACGUACGCUCAGGCUCACAUCGAGAAGCUUCUGGGUAAGAAGCAGCACCUCGAGUACAUUGGCCGCGAGAGUCUGGCCGCUCCUGCCGUCGGUUUGUCCAAGAACUCGCAGCAGCAGCUAGAAGUGGUGCUGAAUGAAGCGUUUGGACCGCAGAAGUAGGCGCUAGGCUGUGUAAGACGCUGCAAAAGCGCUAGUAGACGUCCAAUGUUCACCAUGAAAGAUAAACAGUCAUACAAUUCCAUCUUCUACAGC
Messenger RNA from Phytophthora sojae, 2754 nucleotides. RefSeq lists its product as hypothetical. Gene Ontology annotation, molecular function: thiamine pyrophosphate binding; oxoglutarate dehydrogenase (succinyl-transferring) activity. The coding region runs from base 1 to 2661 and encodes 886 amino acids. The record is from RefSeq and is a predicted model, not a curated record. Lineage: Eukaryota; Oomycota; Peronosporomycetes; Peronosporales; Peronosporaceae. Gene Ontology annotation, biological process: tricarboxylic acid cycle. The transcript has a single exon.